AUUCCCAGCUUCCGGGCUAAACGGAAAGCAGCAAACAGAGCACAUCGGCGGAGAAAGACGCUAAUAAGACAGCAAUGUAUGAGGAUGAACUUUGUCCAACAAAAGAGGAGAAGGAGCGACAACAUCAACUACUGGACGCCGUUUUCAAGAAACAUCAAGUUGUGUUACACAGAACAGGUGGACCCACCGACCCCCUGCUUUAAAGAGGAAGAGGCGGUGCACAUUAAAGAGGAAGAGGAGGAAGAGGGCAUCAGUCAGCCUAAAUGGUUGGAGGAGUUCCCAGUGACUGGUGUCCCUGUGAAGGGUGAAGAUGAUGAGGUGAAAGGUGAAAGUGAGGAGAGGGGAGGGGGGGAGCCUCCAAGCAGCAGCUCAACAGAAGCUGAUGGAGACCACUGUGGAGGAUCACAAGCAGACAAGCUCUUAGCUCCACUAUCAGAUAGUGAGGACACAAGCUCACACUCUCCUCACACUGAUGAUGAAGACUCUAAAGAUGAUGCAACAUGUCACACUGACAACACUCACUUCACAUGUUCUACCUGCGACAAAACCUUUAUAUACCAAUGUCACCUGAAAGUACACAUGAGAAAACACACCGGAGAAAAACCUUUUAUCUGUUCAAUAUGCGGUAAAGGUUUUGUUCUAAGUAAACAUUUGAAAGUACACAUGAGAACACACACUGGAGAAAAACCUUUUAUCUGUUCAACCUGCGGUAAAGGUUUUGUUGAAAGUCAGGGUUUGAAAAAACACAUGAGAACACACAACGGCGAAAAACCUUUUUCUUGUUCAAUCUGUGGUAAAGGUUUUGCUCAAAGUCAUAGUUUGAAAAUACACAUGAGAACACACACCGGGGAAAAACCUUUUGUCUGUUCAACCUGCGGUAAAGGUUUUACAAACAGUCAAUGUUUGAAAAGACACACAAGAACACACACCGGUGAAAAACCUUUUCCCUGUUCAAUUUGUGGUAAACGUUUUAGGGAAAGUCGCAAUUUGAAAGUACACACGAGAACACACGCUGGUGAAAAACCUUUUUCCUGUUCAACCUGUGGUAAAGUUUUUACAGAAAGUCAACAUUUGAAAAGACACGCUAGAACACACACUGGAGAAAAAUCCCAUUCCUGUUCAAUCUGCAACAAAAGCUUUUGUGAGCGAUCAACCCUUGUAAGACACAUGAGAACACACCAAGGAGAGAAAGUAUUGAGUUGCAGUGUGUGUGGUGAGAGAUUCUCUACUAAGAAGCAGUGUGAGAAACACAAGUGUGUUGGUGAGAACAGCAGCAGCAAAUGAAACUGCAGGAUUUGAAAUAAACUGUCCAGACUUUUUAACAACAUCAGCACAUAUAACAUGUGUGACAUUGUUGUUUGUCUAACUAUCUGUUUAACAUGCUUCUACACUUAUAGAUUAGAUGUUUUAUAUCUGUUUUUUUUCAGUCAAGUACAUGCAUUAAUAUGCAACAUUGUGUACUUUUAUUAAAAAUCUAAUGGAAAAAAUUUGACUGAAAAGGUGAGAGUAAACAGUACAACACAUUUCACAAACAAUUGUUUUAUGUGUAUAUAUUAGGGCUGGGCAACGAUCAAAAAUUUUAAUGGAAGUUAAUCGCACUAUUUCUCCGAUUAAUCGCGAUUAACUGCAUUGUAUACGCAAAGCCCAAUAAUGAAUUCAAAAGUAGUGUGUAGUGCACCUUUAUUGGAAUAUUCUCCCACAUGAACAAAAGUGCCAAAACAUUUGUUGUGCAAACACAAUUUAAAUCAGUCCUUGUUAAACAGUAGCAGUUAAAUAGCAUAUUUGAUGAAAAUCAACUCCAAAAAUGUAAAUACAAACAUUUAAGCUUAUUGCCACUGCCAGGGUAUUUAAGUUAUCCUGUUUGUUAUGGAAAAUAAAUAUAAUCUACAUACAAAUCUCUGAGCCACAAUCAUAACAUCUGAACAGGCAAUUUCUGAGGUAACAGCAGAAACAUUUUUUUUAUCAGGGAUCUUAUGUUUAAAAAACCUAUAUUAUAGGUAGUGGGCUGUUUUAGGGAAUUUUGGAUCAAAUUAUCCGUAGUAGCAAUAUUAAUAAUGUUGUGUUUAUUCUGCGUAGUGCACUUAAGAUAAUUAUGACCAUAUCUAGGAAUUGAUAUGAUGGGAAUUUUGCUUGGUGCUUUGAUAAACUGAACACAUAUACAUGGUACUAUAUUGUGAUGUUAUGAGCCAGGGAAAAAAAGAACUACCCUACCCAGCAUGCAACAGAAGUGACGAGCAUGUAAAGGUUGUGUCGCCAUGACGGCAUCUUGUAUGUUGUGAUAUGCACGCUCUGAAAGCAAACGUUAAGAACUCAGCCAACACUCCUGGUCUGCAUUAUUCAUAAAUAGACAGACAACACAUAUACUCCGCUGCUUCACAGGCCGCUGGAUGUAGCCGGCAAAGUAUUCCCAUGCUAGCUAGCAGGUCUAGCAAGCACGCCUCAUUCAGUCCAAAACGACCCGAUCUAUCCACAUCCAGAAUUGUCUGGCGGUCGUAAGUGAUCCCGGAGUGACCACGCUGUAAGCCAGCCAUGACAUUUGCAGAAUUGUCCGCUAUUUUUGCCAAAUGUUCCAUCUUUACCAAGAGCCCCUCCACGCCGGGCGACGCCAUCUUGUUAAGAAAAGGCGUUAACAAAAUAAAAGCAUGUAAACAUACGCAAAUGUGCGAUAAAAUAAUUGUCGGCGUUAAUAGAUUGAUGAGUUAACGCGUAAUUAACGCAUUAAUUUGCCCACCCCUAGUAUAUAUAUAUUACAAUUUUAGACUUAUUCAUAAUAGUGUUUUUUAUAGUUCUCUGAAAUAUCGAAGUGUUAUUUAUAUUUAUUUUUAAUUGUUAAUGAUCCCAUAUAUUAGCACCUUAAUAUAAUAUACAACGUAGGAAAGUGCUAUACAAGUAUAACCCAUUUAUCAUGUAUUAUUUAUUUGUACUGGUUCACAUCUUCUGGACCACUUCAGGAAGCAUAUUAUUAUUUACUUUACACAAUACAUGUUUUGAACAGUUGUCUUUUUUACAUUUAUAAAAUGUCUGACUUUAUGAAUCAUUUGUUGGGUGUCUAUACCAUUGUACUCUCUUUUGUAAUAUGAUAAUAAAUAAUAAAUGGGUUGUACUUGUAUAGCGCUUUUCUACCUUCAAGGUACUCAAAGCGCUUUCCACAUUCACACACUGAUGGAGGGAGCUGCCAUGCAAGGCGCUAACCAGCACCCAUCAGGAGUAAGGGUGAAGUGUCUUGCCCAAGGACACAACGGACGUGACGGGGUUGGUACUAAGUGGGGAUUGAACCAGGGACCCUCGGGUUGCGCACGUCCACUGUACCACUGCGCCACGCCGUCCCUGAUGAUUGUGUUGUGAUUGUUUUCUAUGUACAGUAUGUCCCCAGGCCUUUGUGCAAUGUGAAAGAAAAUGGCUGAAUUGUCUGUGGAAGGAUGGUUUUGUUUUUAGAGAGUUGCAUUUGUGGAUUAAAAAAAAAAUCCCAUUGUU
Molecule: messenger RNA, 3474 nt
Organism: Nerophis ophidion (straightnose pipefish)
Lineage: Eukaryota; Metazoa; Chordata; Actinopteri; Syngnathiformes; Syngnathidae
Product: oocyte zinc finger protein XlCOF6.1-like
Exons: 3
Coding region: 79-1284 (401 amino acids)
Biological process (GO): regulation of DNA-templated transcription
Molecular function (GO): DNA-binding transcription factor activity, RNA polymerase II-specific; RNA polymerase II cis-regulatory region sequence-specific DNA binding
Source: RefSeq, a predicted model, not a curated record